Molecule: messenger RNA, 783 nt
Organism: Guyanagaster necrorhizus
Lineage: Eukaryota; Fungi; Basidiomycota; Agaricomycetes; Agaricales; Physalacriaceae
Exons: 4
Coding region: 1-783 (260 amino acids)
Source: RefSeq, a predicted model, not a curated record
AUGAUUUUUCCUCCAGAUGUCGUCGAUUCGCGGGAUUUGUUCAUGCUCGCCGCAGUUGCCGUGGAACAGCAGCCUCUUCUCACCAAGGAAGUUGUACUCGAGGAAGAUUCAGAUGUUGAGGACAUUACCGAUCAAGUGAAGGGGAGGAAAUGUGGCUCGCGCAAGAGGGCCUUGUCCGUAGAUUGUGAGGCCGAAAAUUCUUUGAAACGAGCCAAGGAUGAAGCUGGGAAGGUGGUGGCCACUUAUUCGGUGUCGAAGAUCGAACGGAAAUUCAGCAAAGAAAAUGCUAAAGUGGCGGAUGCUUCUGGGUCGGCCAUCGCUCCAAUGCCUCGCCGCAUUUACCCGUUCCCAAAACCAGCUCAAGGCAUCCAAAAAUCCAUCAAAUCUAUACCGGACGUCGACAUCAGCUGGAUUCCCAAAUCAUACCGAAAAAGAAGCAGCACCUCACCCGACACUCCCAUGCAUAAGCUAUUCUUGUCCGAGUGCAAUUACCUCCUACCGGAAUACCACGAAAAUGGGGCUGUGAGAAGGAGGAACCAAAACGAGCGUGAGGAAUUUUUGAAUGCUGAUGAGUGGGCUGAAGUCCGUGGGGGUUAUGAGGUGAGAUGCAAGGCAUGCAAACGCGACAUCUCGCUCGACCCCCGUGAAGGCAUGUACUACGCGAACCUGUGGAUCAAACAUAGGUCAUCGUGCCCAGGCGUUUACAGCUCUUGGCUUGAGAGGAACGGUUGGAGUCGAGAUUCAGACAAGGAUUGGUUUCGGAACAAAAGGAUAAUGCAUUGA